This is a messenger RNA of Hypanus sabinus (Atlantic stingray), 3432 nucleotides long. RefSeq names its product optineurin (gene optn). Lineage: Eukaryota; Metazoa; Chordata; Chondrichthyes; Myliobatiformes; Dasyatidae. The record is from RefSeq and is a predicted model, not a curated record. Gene Ontology annotation, biological process: protein localization to Golgi apparatus; Golgi ribbon formation; regulation of canonical NF-kappaB signal transduction. Gene Ontology annotation, molecular function: K63-linked polyubiquitin modification-dependent protein binding. Gene Ontology annotation, cellular component: cytoplasm; Golgi apparatus; nucleus. Bases 150 to 2087 code for a protein of 645 amino acids. The transcript is spliced from 15 exons.
CCGCGCCCGCGCCCGCGCCCCUCCCCCCGGCACGUGACCGGCGGUCGGGUCGCGUCGCGUCGCGUGGCGUGUGUGCGCGUGCGCGGAGGGUCGGCUUCGGGUCGUUGGCUCGGCGGACGGCCGGAGCGGCGGAGUAGAGCAAAGCGACGAUGACUACUAACCACAAUGGCAGCCUGCAGGCUGUGAACGGCACCGCGAACAUCAAUGGUCCCCAUUCUUUGGAUACCUGCACCCCGGAAGAAACGCUGAGGUUGAUGGAAGAACUGAUUAAAGAGAACAAUGAGUUAAAAGAAGCCAUUAAACAAACAAACCACACCAUGAAGGAACGCUAUGAAGAACUUACAAAUUGGUGUGAGAAACAGAAGUUAGAACGGGAGUGUGUCCUGCAAAAGUUUGAGGAGGCUAAACAAAAAUUAACUCUCUUGACUGAAGAGAAUGAAGCUUUGAAGAAAUCUCAAGCACAAAAUAUAGACAGUUCACAGGGAAUAUCCAAAGAUGACUUGCUCAAUAAAAGUAUGAGUUCUAAUCUGGUGGAACAGGAUGUUCAACAUCUGAAAGCACAGAUUCACAGACUGCAGACAGAGAAAGCUGAUUUGGUAGCCAUGAAUUCAGAACUCCUUGUGAAGCUGGGUACUGCUUCGUCAGAAGAUUCAUUUGUUGAAAUUCGAAUGGUGGAAGCUAUGGAUGAUGCUGAGUUAAAAUCAAAGGAAUUGGAGUGCAAGGAUUCGGACAGUCCUCUAAAAAUGUCAAAAUCUCAUGACAAUAGUGAAAAAUGUUUGUCAGAGGAGUUAACAGUCAGACAACUACUUCAUAUGCUAAGGGACAAGACUGUGAAAUUGGAAAACCUCGAACAUGAACUUCAGUCUUGGAAGGAAAGGAUUUCAGAACUCUCCAAAGAUGUUGAAAGAGUUAACAGUGCAACACAGACUGAAGAAAAUGCAGAAGCACAAUCUUUCUCUGAUGCUGACCAGGGAUCUGCAUCGGAAAUUGUGCUUGUUGACGUUAAAGAGGAGAAUUCUGAAAUUGCUGCUCCAGCAAAGGAAUCAAAUGCUGCAAACCAAAAUCCAAAUGAGGUUGAAGUAUUGAAGUCACAAGUGAUGUCAUUAGUAAAAGACUUGCAGGAAGUCCAGAGCAAACUGGAUGAAGCUGAAGACAUGAAGAAGUCUCUUCAAGCAAGAUGUCUGGAACUGGAACAAAAGCUGGCUAGCAAUCAGGUAGUUAUGGAGGAUGUGAAGCAACUUAAUUAUUCCAAUGAAAAAUUGAAACUGCAAGUGGAAAGCUUACAGUCUGAAGAAAAAAUUUUGCAGUCAAAGUUAUUCGAUGAAAAAGUGGCACUGGCAGAGGAAAAGAGAAAACUUACACAAAUGCAAGCUGCCUAUGAUACUUUGUUUAAAGACUAUGGCAAUUUGUUGAGGACUGAUGAAGAAAUGAAAAUUAGAGAGAGUAAACAGAAGGAAACACUAUCUGGACUUACUGCUGAGCUGACUGCUGCUAAAAGGACGAUGGAAGAGAACCAGAAAACAGUUAAUCAGCUGCAGCAAACUGUUGCCCAGCAAGCUGAGCAGUUAAGUGUGCAGAAGGCACAGAAUGCGACUUUGGUUGACAUCUCUGCUCAGUUAGAAAUGGCUGAGAAAGCCUUGGUGGAAAAGCAACAAAAGAUUGAUGUAAUGAAACAGACCAUCAUCAAACAGGAAGAAGAAAUGGAAACCGUGGCUGUAUUCAAAGCGCAGGCUGAAGUGUACAGCGCAGAUUUCCAUGCUGAGAGAGCAGCUCGAGAGACAAUUCAUGCAGAAAAGGAGGCCAUGGCUGAAAGGCUGGACCGGCUGAUGAAAGAAAACACACAACUGAAGGAAGAACUGGACACACUUGGCAGCAGGCAGUCUUUAGCAGAACUUCAGCGCCGGCAUGGAAGUUGUGGGCCAAUGACGGAGGGUGAUGAUGCAUUACAGCAGCAAGGAGUGCGAGAACCCAGAAGCCCCGGUUGGCAGCACCAAGGUAUUCUGCCAGAUCACGCUUGCCCAAAGUGUGGGAUUGUCCUCCCUGACAUCGAUACCUUACAGAUCCAUGUCAUGGACUGCAUCAUUUAAGCAUGUUCUCUUUUAAGAGACUGUUAUCACUAUGCAUACACAACUUUUCAUUAUUUGGCUGGUGGAGUGAGAAGAGGUGGUCAAGGAUUAAUUAAUAUUUUUAUUAAAUAUAUUUUCAGAUUAGUAAAUGUGAAAGUUCUUGAAUAAUGCUAUUUUAAUAUAUGCUGUACAUUUGUUUUGGGGUCUGUAAGGAAAUGUACCAGUGGAAUGGAGUAUUGUUUACAUCGGGAAAUUGCACAUUAACAAAUCUGCCAGAAAGUGCUUUUAUAAUAGGGGAAAUGAGGAUAAUGGGAAAAGGCAGGUAGGUGGAGAUGAGUCCAUGGCCAGAUCAGUCAUGAUCUUAUUGAAUGGCGGAGCAGGCUCGAUGAGCCAGAUGACCUACUCCUGCUAUAUUUCUUAUGUUUACUUAUAACAAUUGGGAAAAUGGAAAAUAUAUUUUCCUAAAUAUUUAGGGCUACAAGUAAAAUAAGUAGAUGACUUAAAGUGGAUUAGAGAUUGGCUUUGUGAGGCUGACUCUGAUUGGACAAUCUCACCACCAACGGUGCAAGUACAGAUGUAUGCUAUAAUCAGUGAAGGUUAAAGCUGAGUACAAAGAUGCAGUAGCAACAUUUGAGGCAUUUAGAUACGUGACCAGGCAGAAGGAUUUAUUUUAGAUUGGCAUCAUGCUCAGUACAGGCGUGGUAGACUAAAAGAACUGUUCCUCUUCUGUACUCUUUUGUGUUAAUUAAGUUAUUCCAUUUUGAUGGAGUAGCCUAGGACAGUGUGGGAACAGCCCUUCAGACCACAAUGUUGUGCCAAACUAAUUAAAAAAGUAGUUUAAAUGCCUAAUUAAUCUAAUCCCUUCUGCCAAGACAAUAUCCACAUUCCUUCUAAAGUCUCUUCAAUCUAUUUGUCCUUUCAAGUUGAUACCAGUAGUAUUUCUUUGCUCUUCUCCGAUAUGAAUGCUGUUUUUUCAACAAUCUAUCUGAUCUGCUUUAGAAAGCAUGGAUUACCGUCACCGUGCUUGCAGACAGAAUUCUCCAUGUCAUUGUUGCGCUGUAUAAAAUGAUUUUCUUCGAUCUUUGUCUCACCAUCACUUGAACCUCUUGUCUAAUUGAAUCAAUCACAAAAGAGAACAGCAGCCAUUUAGUCUGCCAUGAUUUUAUAUAGCUGUCGGAUCUCUUCUUGACUGGCUUUGCUUUACUGCGUGUUAUUGCUGCCACAUUUUUCCGGAUGUCAUUGCCAAGCCAUUGGCCACAUUGGGGUGUCCUUGCUGUGGUAAGCCUUGCAACUUGAAGACUAUGCAGAGCAGAGGAGCAUGCACUUAGAACAUGAUUAAACAAAAAUUGUGCACAAUUACAUGUUU